Molecule: messenger RNA, 5890 nt
Organism: Vitis riparia (riverbank grape)
Lineage: Eukaryota; Viridiplantae; Streptophyta; Magnoliopsida; Vitales; Vitaceae
Exons: 3
Coding region: 3682-5115 (477 amino acids)
Source: RefSeq, a predicted model, not a curated record
AAAAACACGUCGCCAAAGAAGCUCAGUUGAACCUUGGUCCCAUAGGGGCAUCUCCUAUAGUGAGACUUCCUCGUCAUAAGCUGGCUUUGGGAGCCCUAGUGAACAAUCCCCGCUACCCGCUAUUAAUAGGGGAGAAACUUGGGCCAACUGCUUUUUAAACCCUCUCUUUCUUUUGUUCCUAAUAGGAACAACCCAAUACCCCACCUUUUUAGAGAAGCUCAGCCCACUCUCUUAUUAAGAGACAUAGCCCGAGAGAAACUAGGCUUCAGUGUGCUAGUAGGCCCACCCAGAGGAAAAAAUUGUCUUUUAGUCUUCAACCUGGCCCACUUGGUCUUUAGGCCAAGUUAUCCACCCUCGAAGAUCCCUCCUUUGCCAAAAGGCUUCUUUCCUUCCAACCUUAAACCUUCAAAAACCCCACUUUUUCCAACGUUAGAAACCCCAUUCACCUUAAUGGCAACCUCUGGUAGAGAAUCAGUAGCUUGACCUUCAGAGUCUUUUUGCAUGGGGUUGACCUUGGACUUUCGAGGCACCAAGCCAUUGUCCCUAUCAACUGCAGCUAUAGUAGGGAUUCCUUCUCCAUAGAAACCCUCAUCCACACGCACCAAAGCGAGUGAAUCAGUCCCCACUUCUUCCUGCUCAAUGGAAACCUUGUUCAUCGGCGCAACUCCUGUCUAGGGCUUCACAUCAGUGGCUACCUAUAAGGCGAAGAACCACACCAAGUCCUCCCACCACAAUGGGAUGGAAAAAGAAGCUAACCCUGCUAUCACCUCUAUUCUUCCGGGCACCUCACAAUUUUCUAUUCAUAUCAAAGCAAUCAUAUCAAAGAAUUUCUCUAUGUGGGUUAAGGUAUAUAUAGGUGGUGGUUAUAUGCAUUUGAUUUAUUUCAUAGAGUGGUUGGGUAUUGGGUGAGGGAGGGAGUAUUUUUUUGUACCCUCUUUUCUACUUCUUGCUUGUUUUAUUUGUAUGUGACCUAUAUACUCUUGUGCAUUUUUUUAAUACAAUUUCUUACUUAUCAGGAAAAAAAAACAACAAUCAUAUCAAAUAAAUGAAUCACAUGAGAGAAAAAUACAAGUGUACCUGAGCUGCCCCUUAAAGCGCUUUCAUGAAAACAUCAAAGUUAGUUUGACAAAUAAUACAACAUACAACAUGCAAUUCAUCUCAUUCAAAAAAACUAAACAAUAACCAAAGCAUAGGAAAGCAUAAUCAUACAUGAAUAGGUUUGCAAACUAAGCAUGUCUAUUUAUAGAACUAAAAGGACAAAAGAUGUGGGGGACAUACUUGAAUAGCAUGCAUAGUUUACAAGUUGCUUGCAUAUAACUUGAGGAGUUAGUUUAUAAGCAAUAAUAAUUAGUAAAAGAAUAACAUGAUUAAAACCUCAUAUACUAUGCAAUAUAUAUACUGCUUAAAUGAAAUAGCAAGAGUCUAAAGAAAUAUCAACUAUCACAUAUGAUACACAAUACUACCCAUUGUUAAGGUUAAUUAAUGUACAAGAUAGCUAUGAAUGCCAAAAUUAGGGAUUAAGACAAAGUAUGCAACAAAGGGGUAGAGUAGUAGCAUCCAUAAGAAAAAUCCCAAAUAAAUAUCUAGAAGCAUUAAUUCAUCAUAUAAAAAAUUAGGCAACAUCCUCAAUAUGUCCAUAUCACAAUACACAAGCCAAAGUCAAGUCAAGAUGAGUCAAUUAACUUCGGAUUAAAUAAGAAAGUGAGCAUUGUACAGAAAUUCUAGCACACAGUUAGAAUAGAAAGAUUCAUAAAAUAAAUCUUAAAAAUAAAUCUAGAAGGGGAAUUUAAUUACACAAAAAAUUAGGAAACCUCUUCUAUGUAUCUAGAUAUCAUCCAAUUGGCCAAAUAAUUUAUUGAAGUCUCAUUUCAUCCCAGUUCACAAAAACAUACAAGAAGGUCCAAAACAAGACAGAAUUCCAUGGCAUGCAUAAACCAAUUUUUUUAAUCAAUCAAGAAGUGUAAUAAAAUCAUAUAAAAAAUUAGAAUUCAUGUUCAAAAAGUCUAAUUUACAAGAAAAACAAUGGCAAGAUUAGAAGGCACACGGAUCAAUUCUAAAAACAAGCAAACAACCCCUCUAUUCAAAUUCUAAUUAAUGCAAUGGGUACAACAAGGGAAAACUAGUUCUCUCAGUUGGGGAGUCGGUUUUUAAUGAAACAAGUGCCUUAAAUUAACUUUAAGAAGUUUAGAAUAAAGGAAAAAUAUCAAAACAAAUUUACAUAAUCACCCACAAAUUUAUUUUUACAAAAAUAUUUCAAGUGUCCAAAAUUGGGUGAAAAUUGAACCCGCUAGAAGAUUAAUUUAUAUCUCCCAUUUGAAAAUUGUUUUUUGACUCAACUAAAAUUCUAAAAACAUUUUCAAGAAGUCCACAACACCGUACAAACAUCAAAAUAAUUUUAGAAAAGCCUUAAGCCAUUUGAUUCUAAUUUUUUAUUCUGAAAGCCAAUGAGUUGAACAAACAGUGGUAGUAAAGCUUUUGUUCGAAAGAAACAAAAAAUUAUUUGAAUCCUUAACAGUCAUCAAUCAAUGGAAAUCAACAAUCUGUGUGGCAUAUGCAUCCACACCAACCAAAGAUAAACCUAAAUCUAAACAAGAUGGAAGGAAAGGAAGAAGGUAAAGAGAUGAUCGUAAACAAUAAGUGCAAAAAAAAUAAAAGAAAAGAGAACAUACCUCUCCUAGCCUCUCAAGACUUUACCUUUACCUCUCAAGAUUUCACAUUUCUUUUCAAGACCUCACAUUUCUUCUUCCAACUCCACUUUUCAAUGGCAUGUGAGUCCACUUCUAUGUGCAACUACCACCUUCUUUUCUUUUGAAUCUCCAAAACGUCCACACCAAGAGAAUCCUCCAAUGAGGCUAAUUCUGCACCUGAAUCUUGUCACCAACUUUUCUCCUUGAUAACGAUUGAUUUAGGAGAAAUUGUCAACCCUUUCUCUUAGCUUUCCACAUCUUCAAGAAUCAUCUUGUUUUAAUAUCUGUGGCAAAAUUUAUCCUCAAAAAACCUGAAAAAAACACCUAAGUGAACCUAACCUAAAAAUGGUGCCUAAGUGACCUAAGCCUAGAAACAUCUAAGUGAAGAAACCUAAACUAAACAAAAGGCCCUUGAUGGUGGUUCAGAAAAAUUAGGCCGUAUGAGUGUCAAUGGGCCACUAAGGGAUGACCACAAGUCAAGAAAGAAGCAUGGGAAAGCACCUAGUAGCACAUGUGUUAAGAAAACAAAAUGAAGGUUCUACACAAACACUUUUGUAGUUGUUCAACAAUCCCUCCUAUGUCCACUCUCCUCGAUCUCGUCCCAAACAAGAGAGCUUGGUCAUUAUUUUCUUCAAACAUAUUUAUGGUAAAAUCCCUCCUUUUAGCCCUAUCCAAUCUACUAGGUCUUGUUCAUUUAUCUCCAACAAAAUUCAUAUGGUAUUUGUAUGGCUAGUGACCAACAAGAAGAUCAACACUAACUUACUAUAAUUGAGAAGUCCUCAUGAAUCCCUUAGUCUUAAUCCUUAUACUAUGUGUAUAAGGAGUGGCGAAUCAGUCACGAUAUCCUAGAAACUUAUGGAAUGCAUUCUCUUUGUCCGGCAGUGUGGUCAAAGCAUAGAAGGUGGUUGUUGAUGUCAAUGAUCUGUCUCAAUCCUUUGGCUUGUGAUUCUUUUGAAGAUUGAGAUAUAGAAGAAUAGUGCUUGUAGUGUUCGUGAUGCCGGUAUCCUCCCCUGGAGGUAGGUGCUGGUUCGGUGUCGAGUUGAAGACGUUUGAGAUUAGCAUAGAGGAGCACAAAGGAAAAGUGCAUGGGAAAAUCUGUGAAAGAGGCCCUAAGUUUUCUUCAUGGAUCAGAUUUGGAGGGAAAGGUUUGUCCCUACUGUUAGAAGGGGUUGAGUCAUGUUGUGGGCUAAAGGAAAGAGCUCUUUUCAGGAAGUUUUGGUCGGAAGGAAAUAGAGGCUACUGUCUGGAGCUCCGUAGAAACAAUGCAGGGCGUUUCUUGUUUUGUGUUGUUAGAGAUGCAGAGAACAAGAGAUUCUCCUUGGCUUUCCCUAAAGGAAGAGAGCUUGUAGGAGGAUGGAAAGUUCUUGCUAGUAAGCUGAGAAGCUUGGGAGUCUCUCCCCUGCAAUGGAAUGGAGCUCUGAUGGAAAACCUCACUCCUGCUCAAGCCCCUAGUAGUAGUAUAAUCAGAGGCUCUUCCUCUCUACAGGAUUGCCCCACGCCGCGUGACGCCGUCUGGAUAAAAGCUGAGAAAGAAGCUCUCGUUAGAAACGAGGAGUUGCUGGGCAGGUGCCUUGUGGGCUUUUGGAAAGGAGACUCUGACCGCUUCCCUAACCUUGCUUCCUUCGAGUCGUGGGCAAAAAGCUCCUGGUUCUUGGAAGGGAACCUUUGGCUGUCAAAUCUAAGAGAAAAUCUCCUCCUUGUAGAAUUUGAGUUUGCAGAUGAAGCAAAGAGGGUGUUUCAAUCAAGAGCGAGAUGCUUCAGAGGAAGAAGCUUCUGCCUAGAAAAGUGGAAGCCUUCUGUGGGUUGUUUUGAGGGAGACAGAGGGGACCCGCGCCUUGUUUGGGUCAGAAUUCUUGGCCUCCCUCUGCAUCUUUGGGGAAGAAGUCUCUUCAGAAAGUUUGGAAACUCUUGCGGAAGGUUCGUGGCUGUGGACGAAAACACAACCGAGCAUCGGAACCUCAAGUGGGCCAGAAUCCUCGUUAAAAUCAGAGGAUGGAAUCACCCAAGCUCGCUGCAGGUUGUAGCUGGUCCCCUUUGCUACGCCUUGCAGCUCUGGUGGGAAGACGAAGCCUGCAUCUCCACUGUGCUCCCCUCCCAUGGAGCCGAUGCUUGGAAGCUCGAGGAUGAUGAGGCGGCCCUGUCACGUGCCAAGGGGAGCGUAGGCGCCCAACCCUCACCUUCAGUCACACCGCAACCUAAAAAGCUACUCCCGCUAGUCAUGGGAAGUCGUGCCCCUCCCUCGAACAUGACUUGUGCAGCAGCCCCCCCUCCCAUGCCUGCGACGUGGUCACAAGCUGGCGUAAGGGCACCAUGGCCCAUUCGAGCUUGGCCUGUGCCUUUCCUUUUGGGCCUGGGCUUGGGAAGGCCCAAGCCUCAGCCUCUUUGGGAUCACUUAAUCCCCUCGGCCCAGCCCCUUCUCUUGUCUUAGGGCAUGAAAGCCCCAUCUGCUCGCCGCGACGAAGGAAAUGAGCCCCCGCUCCUUCUCCAGCCCCUGCUUCAUCUCCAGUCUCCGACAAGCGCCCUCUGAAGGAAACGUUACCCUAAAUGGAUGCGCCGUCGCGUGCAAAUGGGCCCCCCCCCCCAAUCGGAGCUCGCAACCCUCAAGAUAUAUGUUGUGAGGUAUAGAUUGCAUCGUAUGAAGAAAAAACUAAAAGAUGAACUGGAGGACAAGAACACAGUUCAGGAGUAUAUAUGCUCCACUUGUGGGAAAAGGGAGCAUUCCCUGAUGGCUUAUGUCCAGAUACAAUGCUUUAGAUGCACUGCGACUGAUAUCUAUGGAAGAUGAAUAUUUUCACUGUGAAAGUUGCAAUGGAGAACUUGUAGCGGAGAGUGACAAGUUAGCUUCUCAAGAGAUAGGUGAUGGGGAUGACAAUGCCAGGAGGCGGUGACAUGAAAAAUUGAAAGACAUGCUUCAAAAAAUGGUGUGAUUUUUUGUGAUUACUCCUUUCUUACCAUGUUGAUGAUAUUCAUUUGCCUACCUUAUUUUCUGAUCAGUUCAGCUAGUGCAGGAAUAAGUAUUUUUUUCCCUGAAAUUCCACAACAGCAAAUCUAUGUUUAUAAUCUGAAAUAGGCAUGGUUUUGUAACUAGUUCAAAGAGAAAAUAUCUUAAUGGCUAUGAUUAAAUAAUGUUUUGGCUGUCUACCAUGAGUCCCUUUUGCCCUGUGGGACAGAAUGGGAUGGACUGGGAAGGCUUUGGUAAUCAA